Messenger RNA from Sinocyclocheilus rhinocerous, 2848 nucleotides. Its product is annotated as AT-rich interactive domain-containing protein 3B-like. The transcript is spliced from 6 exons. Gene Ontology annotation, biological process: regulation of transcription by RNA polymerase II. The annotation marks the transcript as partial. Gene Ontology annotation, cellular component: nucleus. NCBI's taxonomy places the organism in Eukaryota, Metazoa, Chordata, Actinopteri, Cypriniformes, Cyprinidae. Gene Ontology annotation, molecular function: DNA binding. The record is from RefSeq and is a predicted model, not a curated record.
CUUUAUGAACUGGACAACGACCCACAACGGAAGGAGUUCCUCGAUGACCUCUUUGCAUACAUGCAGAAACGAGGUACACCUGUGAAUCGAAUCCCCAUCAUGGCCAAGCAGGUGUUGGAUCUGUACAUGCUGUAUAAGCUGGUGACUGAGAAGGGAGGUCUGGUGGAGGUGAUAAACAAGAAGAUCUGGAGGGAGAUCACCAAAGGCCUGAACCUGCCCACCUCCAUCACCAGCGCCGCCUUCACCCUGCGCACACAGUAUAUGAAGUACCUGUACCCAUACGAGUGUGAGAAGAAGGGUCUGAGUUCACCUGGAGAGCUGCAGGCGGCCAUCGACGGUAACCGCAGAGAGGGCCGUCGCCCAGGAUACAGUAACAGCCUGUACCGCUUCUCCCCUUCCCCCAGUGCAUCAGCCCCUCACCUCCUCUCUCCUCCUAAAAUGCACCUGCCAGCCACGGGACAUAAUGGACUGCAGGCCACCCCCAGUCCUGCCCUGAAGACAGCCACAGUCCCAGAGGACGGUCCAGCCUCCAUGUUGCCGGGUCGACUCCCCCUAGCACUGGCUCUCGGGCAUCAGCAGCAGCUGGCACGGGCCGCCACCCUGGAGCAGCUGAGGGAGAGGCUGGAGACCGGCGCGCUGGAGGUGCCCGAGAGGAAGAUGGCGCGUCUGGCGGAGGAGCAGCAGAGGCUAUUGCAGCAGGCUUUCCAACAAAACCUGCUGGCCAUGGCAUCCCAGGUGAACCCCGCCAACCUGCGGAUGAACAACACCAACACCCGCGAGGACAAACAGGACCUGUCUCUCAGCAUCUCUUCUAAUGGCUCUGCUAGCAUUAAUGUGUCUGUGGAGGUCAAUGGGAUUAUUUACUCAGGAUCCUUAUAUGCUCAGAAGUCUGGAGCUGUUCCCACCGCUGUCACAGCCAUGUUCGCAGGCCAGACCUCUACCCUCAGUCCCCGUAUCCCCUCUUCCUCCUCCUCUUCCUCCUCAAAGGGCUCUGACUCUGUGGAACCGGCCACAGGAGGGUCACCCUAACGGUCACCAGCUCCACCUACAAAACAGCCAGUCAGUCCAACCCAAACUACAGUCUUUCCUCCGAGCGGCGGGAGCCGUUCUGCCCUCUAGAGGCGACAUAGCAAAUCCCAGUCUGCCUCCCGCACAAACCACAGCUGUGUUUUCUCCUUCCAGUGAAGAGAGGACCACACACAUACACUUUUACAAACUCAUCAGCUGUUAAAGCUCAUCACGGACCCCACCUGCUCUUUUCUACAAGAUGUUUUCUCAGGACUGAGAAGGUUUUUAGAGAUGUUUGAUUCAACAGAAUACCUCAGCUGUCUUAAUCUCAGUGCUAUCGUGAGUGGAAACACUUCGGUCGGUGAUCGUGUAAUCAUGCCUUUCCGCACCCACAGUCAUUCACUCACAGAGAUCUGCGAAGCAAUCAUGGCAUGAUCAAAUCUACUUCUGCCAAAGUCACAUUUGUGAGGUUGUGGUUGACACUUUUUCACUUUUUUGCUGUCUAUUAAUUCUCUUAUUUAAAGUUUGCUGAAUUUACCUCAUCUGCAGUGAAUUUAAAAGACUCAGAUCCGAUUAUGAUACUGCUGUGUUGCUCUGUCUAAUUUGAUGGAUUUUUAAAAAAUGCUACAAUCCCCAUCAAGUGUUGCAAAGUUGGUUUGGUAAGAAAAGGGGUCACAGAUAUUCUUUUUUCCUUUUUAAAAAAUUAUUUACUUGAUUUUAUUGUUUUCUAUUUCCGUUGUUUUUUAGCGUCUAGAUACAGAAAUAUUAAUAUGAUUUGAAAAGAGUUUUGAGUUUGAAACUGCAUUUUACACAGCGGAGAGGUUUUGGUUUUUUGUUCUUAUUUAGACAUUUACAGGCAACAGUUUGGUUGAAAGAUUUUUCUCUACCUCAGACACAAGACAAUGUAUGGUUGAAAGGAAAUUAUGUGGACACACUGUUUGUGUCGCACAUGUCAAUCAUUUCAGUGCGUUGGACGAUCAUGUACAGGCUCGUAAAUAUAAGGGCCUUGAUUAAUGUACUAUUCUUCUACUCUGCUGCGCAUACGAGUUCUUUAAAACAAACCAGGUCACGGAAAAGCAGGAUAACAUUCAAAUCAAAGGAAGAUUGGAUGUUUUUUUAUUUUGUAUUUUUAGUUGUUGAACUUCAGACCUCACAUAACUUUCCAUAUUGGAAAGAGUUUCUCAGGAAUUGUAUUUUUUUUUUCAUAAAAUUUUUUACUUCAGAACCUCGACGCAGUCUCGCUCCUGAAACGUAUGACACUAGAUAUAACUCGGUCGGUGUGGGACUGAAAUAGCUACCUCACUCAGGUUUUACCUCGGAUGUAGUUCAAUGCCUGCAGUACAUCACUGAAUUACCUCAGAAGUACUGCUGUCUUUUAAUGCAAAAAAAAUCUCUCAGGUAAUGAAUUAGCGAGAUACCUCAGUGAAAGGCAGAACUACGUUAAUACGGCAGUGCGAGAUGAGAUUAUUGUUUGAAGAGUUAAAUGCAGUAUCUCAUAUCCAUGAAGUAUUGAUUAUCGCAAAAACUGUCUUCCAGUACUUCCAAUACACUUCCAGUAGCAAUCAAGGCUUGUUGGCUGGUUAUGUUCACGUACUCAUGCUGAUUUAGCCUCGUCAACAAUUAGCUUUACAUUUUAGCUGUUUAGAAAUCCUGCAUUUGCUUGACCCUGGGACCUGCUGGGAUAAAGACACUUUUAGUUUCUUCAGUUUUAAUUUCUAUAUUCUUCAGAUAUCGGCAUAGCUGAAAACCAAAGACCAUGUGUUUGUUAUCCUCUUUGAUGACCUCACUGUAUGGACACAUGCAACUUUACACAAUGAAAUUAAAGUCUGAUCUGAUGCAA